GGCCUGCUCAGUCGUGAUCAUUGUCGUCGUCGUUGUGGUCGUGGUGUCGUCCUCACACAAUUUUCGCGCACAGCCGCCCAGCUCCACACACCGCCAGCUUUUAGCCUGCCGCAGGGCGGGCGGUGUAGUGGCUGAGCAUUGGGCGGCUGUGGCCAAGCGGCGGUCAUUAGUCGCAAAUUAUUAACGUUGUUAUGUAUUGCAACUGCAAAUGUAACGGCCGGAGGCGGUGUAUAUUUUCGGCGUACAGGUGUAAGCGCGUUGGCGGCAGCAACAACUACCAUCAACAUCAACACCACUAACUGCACUAUAAAGCAGCUAUAUAUUAAUUACAAAAAAAAAAUAUAUACAUAUAUAUAUACAACAACAACUCUUCUGCUGCUGCAACAGCAAUUUGCAUAGCUUUUAGCGCAUUAGCGCUAGCGUUUAGCUGUAGUUCCAAAGAAAGCGCCACAAAUAACACCCAACCACAAACGCCCAACGUUCCGAGCAUUCGCAUUGCCAAACGUACGCGCAUCCAAAGCAAACACGCUCCGCGCCACAGCACUUUGCAAGUUUGCAAUCGCAAUUUAUCGCAUUGUCCUUAGCGUGUUGUCACCGUCAUAGUCGUUGUUGUGUGUCUUCUGGUCGUGUCGUGCCGUGUUGUGUUCCCACGCCUUGUGUCGCCUUGUGCCGCCUCGUGUGAUCCUUAUUCGUGAAUUUAUCUCUCGUUUGUUUUCGAUUUUUCUAGUUUGAGCAGCCAACAAGAUGGAUGAACUCUCCAAAGACCAAAUCGAACUCUUGCGUAAUGCCUUCAAUGCAUUCGACGCUGAGAAGAAUGGCUACAUCAACACCACCAUGGUGGGCACCAUCUUAAGUAUGUUGGGCCAUCAAUUGGACGAUGCUAUGUUGGCUGAGAUUAUCGCCGAAGUCGAUGAGGAUGGUUCGGGACAAAUUGAGUUCGAAGAAUUCACCACAUUGGCGGCGCGUUUCCUCGUUGAGGAGGAUGCCGAAGCGAUGCAAGCCGAACUGAAAGAGGCAUUCCGUUUGUACGAUAAGGAGGGUAACGGUUACAUCACCACCGGUGUGCUGCGCGAAAUUCUACGCGAAUUGGAUGAUAAAUUGACCAAUGACGAUUUGGACAUGAUGAUUGAGGAAAUCGAUUCUGAUGGCUCAGGAACGGUGGAUUUCGAUGAAUUCAUGGAGGUCAUGACCGGCGAGUAAGCGGUAAAUACUACUACGCAGGCGCUAUAUACUAUCUAUUUUUGGCCGCAAAUCUUUACCUAAGAAAUAUGUAGUAUUUUAUAAAAUCAGCAAAAAAUGCCAACAACAAUGGAACAACACACACACAUACAUACACUCGUGAACAAAAUAUUAAUAUUUUUAGUGAAAAAAUAAUUUUGCAAUUUUUGUUAAAUUUUUUGUUAAAAUAUUUAAAAGCAUAGAAAAUAUUUAAAUCAACAAAAGAAAAGCAAUCGUUCAAAGUCAAAUUAUAUAAGUUUGUUGUUUAAUAAAAAAAAGUACAUAUAUAUACAAUACAAACUAACUGUUUUGUCCUUAUGUUGUAAAGUUAUUGUUAAAUCCGUUUAAUGUUUUCAAACCUUUUCGUCCAACUAUUAUCAAAUCCACUAAGUAUGUACACAUUGCAUACCAAGUCAAUGGCUCGAGUGACUCAACACCCAACAAGCACAAAAGUCAUCAACAUGAAUAAAAGUAACAUGCAUGCAUUAUAAAUACAAACACUUUUUUUGUUUUUAUUUAUCAAUUUUACUCAUUUUCACUAACGUGAAAAAAAAAAUUAUAAAAAAAAAAUUAACAACUGCGCUUUAGUCUCUGCGCAUGCGCACAAUUGCUUACUGGCUGAUGCGCCAUGCGUAGUCUAGGCAGUUAUUAAAAAAAUAUUGUUAAAAAUAUAUUAAAAAAAAAUUAUAUAUAUAUUAAUCAAUUUAAAGUUAAAUUAAAUAUAAAUUUAAUUUUCCACGCAAUGCUCGUCGUAAUUGAACCAAAUAAGAAAGGAAGUCUACUAAGCUUAAACUAAGUUACUUAUAUAUAUUAUCGAAUGUAUUUCAAUACAUACAUACUUCUACAUUUAUGCAUACAAAAACAAAAAUAAGUUUUUCAUAAAAAAUAUUUCUAAAAUGUUACAAAAUUUGUUUUUCUGUUCAAAUGUUUAUUGUUGUUAUAUCAAAUAUUGUUCAAUUGUUCGUAAAAUUUUAUUAUUAUUAUUAUCAUAUCAUAUUAUGCAAUAUGUAUGUAUAUGCCAAUACACUUAUGCGGAAAUAUAUACAUAUGAAUGCAGUAAAUACUCGUAUAAGUAUAAGUACACAUUUACUACACGAAACACACGCUGAAAUCGCAAGGAUAUGCCGUUAUUGAUACAAAAGUUUUCUAAAAAAUAUAUAUUUUUUCUAUUAAUUUAAGCUUUAAACUACACAUCAUUUAAUGAAAACAUGCUUGACUCAACAAAAAUUCAAAUAAAACAACAACUAAAGUAUGAAUUUACAAAAUUAAAACAAAAUCAAUAACAACAACCUCGUAAAACAACAAAAUUAAAAUAAAAAAUAAAAACAACAAAUUAUUUUAUAAACAAAAUAGAAACUGUAAACAAAAUAAGCACAACGCUUACAAAUAAAACCAACAAAAUCAAUGAAGCAUGAAUGUCAACAGCAACAACGUAAUUUACAACAAUUAAAACCAACAAAACUACAAAAAAUGUAUUGAAAUUUACACAAAAGAAAAAAAGAACAAAACACUAAACUAAAAACAAAAGCAAAAAAAAAGAAACAAAAAACAAUAGUAAAUUAAUGAAAAUUGUACAAUAUGUAUUCAGUUGAUGUUUUGUGGAGUUCUUAAAAAAAAAUUCGAACUCAAAAAAAUCAUAAAAAAUGGAGUAAAUAAAUGCGAUUUGCAAUAAGAUCUGGUAAAACUAAAAUUUCCAGUGUUUCUA
Messenger RNA from Zeugodacus cucurbitae (melon fly), 2923 nucleotides. It is a transcript of the gene TpnC41C, whose product is annotated as troponin C. Gene Ontology annotation, molecular function: calcium ion binding; enzyme regulator activity. Bases 745 to 1200 code for a protein of 151 amino acids. The record is from RefSeq and is a predicted model, not a curated record. NCBI's taxonomy places the organism in Eukaryota, Metazoa, Arthropoda, Insecta, Diptera, Tephritidae. The transcript is spliced from 4 exons.